Molecule: messenger RNA, 996 nt
Organism: Lathyrus sativus (Indian pea)
Lineage: Eukaryota; Viridiplantae; Streptophyta; Magnoliopsida; Fabales; Fabaceae
Source: the annotation of a GenBank genome assembly
AUGGCAAUGAAGGAGGAGACAAGUCAGUGGAAGCAGGCCAUGAUUAAUUCCACAGCUGGGGCCAUUUCUGGUGCUAUUUCACGGACAGUGACGUCACCUCUUGAUGUUAUUAAAAUUAGAUUUCAGGUUCAACUAGAGCCCACUUCCUCUUGGACGUCACUACGCAGGGAUUUGUCUAAUCCCUCAAAAUAUACUGGCAUGUUUCAAGCAACCAAAGAUAUUUUUAGAGAAGAAGGCAUACGGGGUUUUUGGCGGGGUAAUGUGCCAGCUUUGCUCAUGGUUAUGCCAUAUACAGCUAUACAGUUUACUGUUUUACAUACAUUGAAGACUUUUGCCUCUGGUUCAUCCAAGACAGAGAAUCACAUUAAUCUGAGCCCUUAUCUAUCCUAUUUAAGCGGGGCAUUAGCUGGGUGUGCAGCUACUGUGGGGUCAUAUCCAUUUGAUCUUCUUCGAACUAUAUUAGCUUCUCAGGGUGAACCUAAGGUUUAUCCAAACAUGAGGUCAGCAUCCCUUGAUAUUCUCCGGACUCGUGGGUUUCGAGGCUUGUAUUCCGGAUUGUCACCGACACUAGUUGAGAUUAUACCCUAUGCUGGCCUACAAUUCGGCACUUAUGAUACAUUCAAACGAUGGGCCAUGGCGUGGAACCAUGCUCAAUAUUCAAAUACUGCUGCUGAAGAGAGCCUCUCGAGCUUUCAGCUUUUCCUGUGUGGGCUAGCAGCAGGAACAUGUGCCAAGCUUGUCUGUCAUCCACUUGAUGUAGUCAAGAAAAGAUUUCAGAUUGAAGGUUUACAAAGGCAUCCAAGAUAUGGAGCUCGGCUUAAACAUCGUGCAUAUAAAAAUAUGUUUGACGGCUUGAAACAGAUAUUACAGAUGGAGGGUUGGGCUGGUUUGUAUAAGGGGAUAGUUCCAUCUACUGUUAAAGCUGCACCAGCUGGUGCUGUAACUUUUGUUGCUUAUGAAUUGACAUCAGAUUGGCUGGAGUCUAUUUUGACUUGA